AUGGUUCUGAAAGGAACAGGAAAACCAAUCAUUGCUGGAGUAACAGCUGCUGUUGUCCUGCUUAUCAUAAUCCUCUCUGUCUUCCUAUGGAUAAGGAAAAAGAGAGCCUCCAAUCAAUCAUCUGAAGCUGAGGAGAGACCAGACGACAGAGAGAGGCCGGAGCAAGAUAACACUCUGUACGCUAGCCUGGACUUGUCCAACAACCAGGAAGAUUCUCUCUACUCCGACCUCAGAUCAGAUCAGCUCCACAGACACAUGGAGGAACAAGAAGUUCCCGAGUACGCUGCUGUUAACUUUAACAGAGCUGGUAAUGCUCCAAGGAAAAAGAAGACCUCCAAUCAAUCGUCUGAGGCUGAGGAGAGACCAGAUGACAGAGAGAGGCAGGAGGUGCAAGAUAACCCUCUGUACGCCAGCCUGGACUUGUCCAACAACCAGGCAGAUCAUCUCUACUCCGACCUCAGAUCAACUCAACUCCACAGACACAUGGAGGAACAAGAGGUUCCAGAGUACGCUGCUGUUAACUUUAACAGAGCUGAACCAGAGGUCAGCAAACCUGGGAAGAUCCAGCUGCACUGUACAGCACAGUCAACAAAAUAUGAACAUAUCAGCAAUCUCACCUUUUUGGACUCUCGUCUUGAAUAUGAGAACGUCUCAGACUUGCAGGUCGUCACUGCAGCACAGACAGAAGACACAGAGGAGCAGGAAGACCUGGAUGUUGCAGAUUCAGGCUUCAUCACUGAGGAUGGCUGGGGAGUGACUUACACUUCUACUCACAUUUGUGCCUUAAAAGGAUCAACAGUGGACAUAAACUGCACCUACAGAUACCCAUCCAGGAUAAAUAAUGUUACUACUGUAGUUGAUGAAACACUCUGGUUUACUAAAGAGAGCAUUAAUGAACAUGUGGAUCUGAGAACAGACUCAGAGUACGCAGGUCGUGUGCAGUAUCGCUGUGAUAAGAACGACUGCACUCUGAGAAUCACAGACCUGAGAGAGAGAGACUCAGCUGAGUACAAGUUCAGGUUCAUAACAAACCAACCAGGAGGGAAAUAUUCCGGUUCACCUGGAGUCACUUUGAAUGUCACAGAUCUCCAGGUGAAGGUGAUCCAAUCAACAACCAGUUCUCCCUCAAAAGAGCUGAAGUGUAACAGCAGUUGUCUACCUGAUCGUUCUUCCUUCAUCUGGUACAAGAAUCUUCCCUCUACAUCAGCGAGUCCCUCUGGUGAAAUCAUUGAGGGUAGUUCAGUGAAUCUGACCUGUAGCAGUGUUGCUAACCCAGCAGCUAAAUACACCUGGUACAAGGAGAAUGUAAAUCCAGACCUUCAACCUCUCAGUAAAGAACCACAGCUUGUCUUCAGCUCCAUCCAGUCUUCUGACUCUGGAGAGUAUUACUGUACAGCUGAGAACCAGCUGGAGAAGAGGACAUCUGAAUACAUCUUUAUUGAUGUGAAAUAUGGUCCAAAGCUUCCCUCUACAUCAGCGAGUCCCUCUGGUGAAAUCAUUGAGGGCAGUUCAGUGACCCUAAACUGUAGCAGUGAUGCUAACCCAGCAGCUAAAUACACCUGGUACAAGAAGAACCAACCACUGUUUCCUGCACAAGAAGGAAAUUAUAAAUUCACUUCCAUCAGCUCUGACGACAAAGGGAUGUACUACUGCAAGUCUGAGAAUCAGUAUGGAUGGAUCAACUCAUCGUCUCUCUUCAUAGAUGUCCUGUAUGCUCCAAAGCUUCCCUCAAUGUCAGUGAGUCCCUCUGGUGAGAUAGUGGAGGACAGUUCAGUGAAUCUGACCUGUAGCAGUGAUGCUAACCCAGCAGCUAAUUACACCUGGUACAAGAAGAAUGUAAAUCCAGACCUUCAACCUCUCGGUAAAGAACCACAGCUUGUCUUCAGCUCCAUCCAGUCCUCUGACUCUGGAGAGUAUUACUGUACAGCUGAGAACCAGCUGGGGAAGAGGACAUCUGAAUACAUCUUUAUUGAUGUGAAAUAUGCUCCAAAGCUUCCCUCUGUGUCAGUGAGUCCCUCUGCUGAGAUAGUGGAGGGCAGUUCAGUGACUCUGACCUGUAGCAGUGAUGCUAACCCAGCAGCUAAUUACACCUGGUACAAGGAGAAUGAAGACUCACUAAAAGCAUCAGGACAGAUCUUCACCAUCACUGAUGUCAGACCUGAACACAGUGGGAAUUAUUCCUGUGAAGCCCAGAACAGAAGAGGAAGUUAUAACUCCACCUUACAUCUGAUGGUUGUGAAAGGAACAGGAAAACUAAUCAUUGCUGGAGUAACAACUGCUGUUCUCCUGCUUAUCAUAAUCCUCUCUGUCUUCCUAUGGACAAGGAAAAAGAAAGCCUCCAAUCAACCGUCUGAGGCUGAGGAGAGACCAGACGACAGAGACAGGGAGGUGCAAGAUAACCCUCUGUAUGACAGUGUGGACUUCUCCAACAAUCAGGCAGAACCUCUCUACUCCGACAUCAGAUCAGAUCAGCUCCGCAGACACAUGGAGGAACAAGAGGUUAUUGAGUACGCUGCUGUUAACUUUAACAGAGCUGAACCAGAGGUCAGCAAACUGGGGAAGAUCCAGCUGCACUAUCUCCAGGUGCAGGUGAUCCAAUCAACAACCAGUUCUCCCUCAAAAGAGCUGAAGUGUAACAGCAGUUGUCUACCUGAUCGUUCUUCCUUCAUCUGGAAAAAGAAGACCUCCAAUCAAUCGUCUGAGGCUGAGGAGAAACCAGACGACAGAGAGAGGCAGGUGCAAGAUAACCCUCUGUACGCCAGCCUGGACUUGUCCAACAACCAGGCAGAUCAUAUCUACUCCGACCUCAGAUCAACUCAACUCCACAGACACAUGGAGGAACAAGAGGUUCCAGAGUACGCUGCUGUUAACUUUAACAGAGCUGGUAAUGCCCCGAGAACCAGAGGUCAGCAAACCUGGGAAGAUCCAGCUGCACUGUACAGCACAGUCAACAAAAUAUGA
Molecule: messenger RNA, 2961 nt
Organism: Scomber japonicus (chub mackerel)
Lineage: Eukaryota; Metazoa; Chordata; Actinopteri; Scombriformes; Scombridae
Product: B-cell receptor CD22-like
Exons: 23
Coding region: 1-2961 (986 amino acids)
Source: RefSeq, a predicted model, not a curated record